AUGUGGAACCCGAAACCCCUUCUUGUCGUCGUCUCACUCUGCAUCUCGGCGCUGUCGUCGCCGUGCACGGCAGCCAGUGGCGCCGGCAAGCCCUUGGUGGCCGCCGUCACCAAGGACGCGUCCACCUCCCUCUACACCGCGCCGCUCAAGGACGGCCACCCGCUCGUCCUCGACCUCACUAGCCCGGUCAUCUCGCUGACGACGUGCACCUCCAAGAAUGGCACGGUCACGACGCUCUCCGCGAACGCCACCGACGGCCAGAACCCGCUGUUCCCGGUCUCCUUCUCCGCCGUCGCCUCCUGCACGCCGCAGGCAAAGGUCCCAGCUGGUGCCGUCGGCGUCGCGGGCCUCGCGCCGUCGAGCCAGUCGUUCCCGGUGCAGGUGGCGCGCACGCAGAAGGUCGCCAACAAGAUAGCGCUCUGCCUCCCGAGCGACGGCAAGUCCACGUCCGGCAACAGCGUCGGCGUGGCCAUCUUCGGUGGUGGUCCCCUGUUCUUCAUCCCGCCGGACCGCGGCGACUUCACCACGAUGCUGGCCGGCACGGUGCCCCUCCACGGGUUCAACGGAUCCCCCGGGUACUACGUCUCCUCCACCGGCGUCGCCGUGGAGCAGAACCGAGUUAGCACCUCCGGCGGCAUGCUCGUCAUCGGGCUGAGCUCGACGAUUCCCUACACGGCGGUCCGGCCGGACGUGUACGUCCCCUUGCUGAGGGCUUUCGAUGCGGCGGCCUCCGGGCCGAACUUCCCGUGGAUGUCGAGGGUCACCGCUGUUGCGCCGUUCGAGCGGUGCUACGAUUCGACGAAGCUGCCGCAGUCGCUCCUGGGCUACUCGGUGCCGCAGAUCGACGUGAUGCUGGAGGGCGGUCAGAACUUCACGGUUCUCGGCGGCAACUCCAUGGUUCAGGUGAACGGCAACACGGCCUGCCUCGGGUUCGUCAAGGCGGCGGCGGGGCAUGCGCCGGCGGCGGUCAUCGGUGGGUUCCAGCUGGAGAACCACCUGCUAGUGCUCGACGUGGAGAAGAAGCAGCUUGGAUUCACCACCUUCCUCAAUGCCAUCGGGCUUUCAUGCAGCAACUUCAAUUUCACUCUUGCCGCCUAG
This is a messenger RNA of Miscanthus lutarioriparius, 1098 nucleotides long. Lineage: Eukaryota; Viridiplantae; Streptophyta; Magnoliopsida; Poales; Poaceae. The record is from the annotation of a GenBank genome assembly.